Messenger RNA from Adineta steineri, 1932 nucleotides. The record is from the annotation of a GenBank genome assembly. NCBI's taxonomy places the organism in Eukaryota, Metazoa, Rotifera, Eurotatoria, Adinetida, Adinetidae.
AUGCUUACAACUAUUAUUAUUUCGUGUUUCGUACUUACUAUUACUGGUUUACCGGUAAAUAUCAAUCCAGAAUUGAACGGUGGUGGUUUUGAAGGUGAUAUACUCUUUCCACCUAAUUCUGAUACAAGUCGUGGCGCUGCUUUCUAUGGGAACUAUCGUCGUUGGCCAAAUAAAAUAAUUCCAUAUGAUAUAUCAGCUAUAACAACUAAUGAUCGAACAACAAUUAUCAAUGCUAUGAAUCAAUUAAUGUACGAUGUUGGAACACCUAUACCAGGUUUUGUAUUUUUGGGAACGAUUAUUCAAAUUAACUGUCUUCAAUGUUAUAAAUGUAGUUGUUCUGUUAAUGUUGGUGAAACAACAUGCAAAGAUGAUAGUGAAUUACAAUGUGUAAUCGAAUAUGUUGAAAAUAAUUAUUGUACGAUUGCACGAACAUCAUCAAACAGUAUUACAUUUGAUCAUAGACCAAAUUCUGAUCUGAUAUUUUUGGAAUCACAACAUUAUUUACGAGCUAAAGAACAAAUUGUCUAUUUAGAAAGUAGUUCAAGUUGGCACGCACCUAUUGUAAAAGAAUUUACUUAUGGUUGUGAUUGGAAUUUAUGCAAUACACCUCGUAUUCUUAGUCUCCUUCCAAAAGGUCUUACAUUUACUGUUGAUUCAAAUUUAUUAACAAAUUCAUUGAUUCUUCAACCAAAUGAAACGUUCACAACAUGUGCAUCAUGUACAAAAUGUGUAAAUUCAACUACAGCAAUAACAUGUGCAACAGUACCAUGUAGUGGUACGUGUGAAAUUGAUGAUCAUUUGGAUGAUCCAGUGCAACAUAAUAGUUCAUGUUCAUUUCAAUUUACUAGUGCAUGUUUAAAUGAAAAACUUAAUACAUCCAUUGAAAUAACAGGAACAUAUUAUAUGGAUGAUAAGAAAUUUCAAACAGGUGAAAUAGAUAUUUGGUGUAAAAAAAACAAUUGUAAUGAUCCACCUCAUGUUCAAACUAUACAAAGAAAUAUUACUUUUAUAACAGAAAUAAAUGAUCAACUUUAUUUUCGGCCACAAGCAACAACAUCAAAACCAAAUACUGGUCUAUUGGGUUGUUAUACAUGUCAUUGUGAUCGUGCAGUCGGUAGUGAUGAUUGUAAAAUAUUAGAAUGUACAAUUGAAUAUCAAGAUAAAAGUUAUUGUGAAAUAGUACGCAAUUUUAAAGAAAUUCCUGGUAAGGAAUUCAUUCAGCUUGGUCAUGUAGAACAAACGAAUUUACCAUAUAGACAUUUUAUUCAUGCAGAAGAAGAACUUAUACUUUAUACAAACUUAACAUGGCAUCCACCAUCAGUCAAUUUUAUUAGUUAUAUAUGUGAUUGGGAAUUAUGUAAUGAUGGUCGUCUCGUUGACAAAUUAAUAACAAGUUUUCAAUUUAAUGCUGAACCAUUAGAAAUAGCUGCAUAUCUUCAAAGUCCUGAACCACUUACUUAUUGUGCUGAAUGUGAAGUUUGUAGUAAUUUUAGUCUUUUUGAUCAAUGCAAGAAUGCUUCUUGUUCAUCUGCUGGACGUUGCUAUAUUGAUCAAUAUAUUAAGCAUCCAGAUUAUAGCAGUUGUGUAUAUGCAUUCAAAGCUGAAUGUGAAAAUUUUGCAACUGAAUCAAGUAUUAUACUUACAGCUACUUAUAAUAUUGACGAUGAUAUAUUAGAUUAUGAAGAAGUAAAUGUUUAUUGUUCAAAGAAUGGCUGUAAUCAACCUUCAACAGUAUACAGUUUACUUGAUCUCAUACAUGAAGAUAUUCAACUCGAUUCAUUAUUUUUUAUUCGUCCAAUUACGAAUACUACAGCAUCACCAAUUAUUACAGAACCAACACCAUCAUCAAGUCCCAUUAUGGCUAUGACCCGUUCAGCAGCCAUUAUUAUUUUUCUAAUAAGACUAUGUAUUUCACUUUUUAUCAUUAACUAA